UAGGAGCGCUCAAAUCCUGUAGAUGGAAAUGACGUAAGGGUGAAAAGCAGCACAACUUUUUAAACAGUUCUCACAGGCAACACAGAGCGGGGGAGAACUACUGUAACGGGUCCGUGCAUUGGGAUGCGAUGCUCUUAACGAUAUAUGUCUGUAGGCCAACUGUACAACGGAUUUUAGAUUCUUUUUGGCAUUUCUGCGACCAAUGUGGAUAAUAUGUAAAGAGUCUGAUGUUAUAAUUUUAAACUUAAUAGACCGUCUAGUGUGUGGAAAAAUGUGGCACGUUGACAUGCGUGGUAGCUAGCUGUAACUGGCUAGCUCAUAAAACUCACAGAUUUUAGCCAAGAGUUGCAAAGGGACACGUUGCAAGAAUACAGCCCACGAGGACUUGAGAAGAAGGCAGUAUUUUACAAAACGGUGUUCUUCACUCUUUUGAAGGCAAUUUGAAAGAGGGUGCACCGUGCCAAUAUUUCUGUCAUGGUUUGUGGCUUGAAACUACUGCGCUUGAGACUCCUGCGUCAGUCUCUCAUUGCUCUAAUGGAUGCUAUUUUAGCCGACUUUAAAGUUAUUUCCAGUUGGGUAUCCAUAACCUGCUUAAAAUACUAGAUAAACGUGUCCUCUGUUCAUCUUACUUAAACUGGAAAGAGCAAGUCAACAACUUUACGCGGAGAGGACACUGAGUGAACUGGAUUGUCAGGCUAGUUAAGAAAAGAGUGUUGCCUACACUUAGUGUGUGUGUCCUAUGUGUUUUUAAAACUUAUUUAGUAAACUUUUCGGACAACUUUGAAAUGCAAAAAGAGAACCGUCUCAGAGAAUUACGGGCACACUGAUUACUUAACAAAGAGGAAAAGGACUAGAAGGAACAUUACUAAUAAAAAAUGAUUUCGGAGGAACGAAGCUCGCAUAUAUCCAAGCAAGCUCUGACAUUUCCAGUGGGCUUACUGAUCAAUUCGCCAAAAAGACGGCUCGCAAAUCUAGGAAGAAAGCCAAGCAAUGGGUCUCUCCAGUCUACCUCCUCCACUACUACCACCAGGUCAUCAGAGAGUGUGGGGGUCAGGCAGCCUGCGAAGAACAAAAUCCGUCGACACAACAACCGCCUUUCCACCGUCUUCAACCGAAGCCCACUUCUACGUGACAGCCGGCAGGACCAGGACCACAUGUCUGACGCAGGGGAUGUGUCGGCUUCAGAUGACCCUUCUGAGCUGUCUAAUCAAAUAUCUGCCCCAGGGAUCCUGAAGAUUUUUGGCAAUGACAUCUGCCAAGGAGCUAACUACAAGAGCGUUCUUGCCACCACACGCUCUAGCGCCAAGGAGCUAGUCAAAGAGGCUUUGGAGAGGUACUGUCUCGACAAGGCUGAAGCUGGUGCUUAUGUGCUUUGUGAUGUGAUUGGUCGCAUUGGGGAGGACCACCAGUGGACAAUGGAAUGUUUCCGAGUUGUGGGCGACAAUGAGAAGCCUCUCAUUCUGCAGUCACUAUGGAAACCCAAGGAAGGCUUUGCCCGGCGAUUUGAGAUCCAGAAGCGAGCUAGCGUGGAAGAGAAGAGUGCAAAGGAGCAGGACACGGUCACUGCAGGCAUCAAUGCCCAGGCACGCAAGCUGCAGAAGGGCCGCUCGCGAGUGACCUCGGUGUUCAUCGAGGGCAGCGGAGAGGCGGACGGCACCCUGGAUCUGUGGAGGAGCCUGAGUGAAAUGGACCUCUCUGUCAAGGCCAAGGAAGGCCAGCGGGGCCACAAGGCCCUACCACAGGAGGACCAGGAGGCUGAAGCUGACAAAGAGACCCACUGUCUGGGCCAUGAAAAAGAGGAGACGGAGAGCAGCGACGACAACGCCACACAGUACUCCAUUCACCCGCCCUUCGACUUCCCCUACUUCCUGCUGCUGCAGGGCUACAGUUACAGACAGGAUUUCGUGAUCUACCUGAUGAGCGGGAUGACCACCAUCUUUGGUCGAUGCAGCGAGCACUCCACAGGGGAGGACGUGGAGAGACUGAAAGUGGACAUACUGCUCUCUGCACCGGACGUCCUGCCCCAGCACUGCUGUGUGCGUCGCCUGGAGGCCCCUGCUCAGGCAGAAGGGAAGAGGACCGUCACCCUGCUCAAGCCCCUCCAUGGGGCCUCCGUCACGUGUAAUGGUGCCCCUCUGAAGGACGAGGCCGAGCUCCGCCCGGGUGAUCUGAUCGGGCUGGGCGACCACUACCUCUUCAUGUUCAAAGACCCCACUGCACCCGUCGCCUGCCAAAUGCCGCCCUGGCUGACCUGGUCGUCCCCACAACCAGCGGACCCCAUCUGUAAAAUGUGUGGGUCCUCCUCCCCGGAGACCAAGGUUCAGCCCCGGGUACGACAGAUGGCUGUGCCCUGCCUGAAGGACUCUGAAGGCCGCGAUCUUGUCCUUCUGUACAAGCUUGAACAUGAGGAUCGCAUCCUCACUGAGAUUAUUACCAUGGCCGAUCCCCAUGGAGACGACCACAAACUGACCCCAGCUCUCCUGAUAUGUUUGUGCAUCCAUCACUCAGCCACAUCUUUCCAGAUGUCAGACUUCCGUCGACUCCUGCUCCGGGUUGCCAGUCAGGUACAAAUGACCAUGUGGGAAAAGACCAAGGAACUCGCUGCAAUCCAACCGGAAAUGAGGUCCUGUGGAGGGCAGCAGGACCCAGAGGAGCUGCAGCUGCUGAGCAUAGAGGAGCUUGUCCCAGGCCUGCAGCCGCUGCUGCUGUGGAUGGCCAAUGCCAUCGAGUUGCUUCAUUUCAUCCAGCAGGAGGUGCCCCAGCUACUGCGCUGGAGUCCUGAGGAAGAGGAGGAGGGUCUGGAUUCACAUUUGUCCUCCACGCAGUCUGCCAGCGAGGAGGCAAUGACAGUCUUGGAGGAGGUGAUAAUGUUCACCUUCCAGCAGUCUGUUUACUACCUCACCAAAACCCUGUACAUGGCGCUGCCAGGCCUGUUGGACAGUAAUCCCUUCUCAGAGAAUGGUCAACUUCUGGUCCCAGAGGGUGUCAGGAGCAUCCUAGACAUCCUGAAGGAGACGCUGCGGCUGCUCACCUCCUUCCAGGUGCACACAGAGAUCGCCUCCCAGCUCUUCGCCUAUCUUUUCUUCUUCACCAACGCCUCGCUCUUCAACGCCCUCAUGGAGAGAGGUUCUGGAGGAGGCUUUUACCAGUGGUCCCGAGGGGUUCAGAUCCGGGCCAAUCUGGACCUUCUCAUGGACUGGACACAGAGUGUGGAACUGGGCGAUCUGGCGUCAGACUUCUUCCAAAAGCUCUCCUCAGCUGCCAACCUGCUAGCCACACCCAAGGAAAACCUACUGCAGGCCUCCUGGCGCUCUCUGAGGGAUGAGUUUGUGCAUCUGAACCCCGCUCAGCUGCACCACAUGCUGCGCGAAUACAACCCAGGAAGGGCCUGUCCUGCCAGCUGGAGCCCCACACCAGAGGAGGCCAGUGCGGCCUUGAGCACUUCUGAUAUCCUGGAAAGUUUCGACAACCAUCCUCCCCUCAUCCUGCCCAGCAAAAACUUCCAUCUCGAGCUGGGGAGGCCCGUCAAGGAUGCAAGUCUCUGUGCCCAGCUGGGCCGACUCCAGGAAUUUCUCCUGGGUUUGGAAGAGCCGGUUGCCAGCCCUGUGAUUCAGAAUUGUCACUCCAAGGCAGAGGAGGAAACUGCGUCAGAGGUCUUUCCUCCCUUUGUUGGGCGGCGGAGUUCAGAGGCUGCCAUGGAACCCAAGGUCACUGAUGUGGCAAUUGCCCCAGGAGAGGAAGAAGAGUCAGCGUCGCGAGGGGCGACUGCGGUCCCACCCUCUCAUGUCAGAAUGUCAUGCGGCACCAGUGGCGGUGACCUCAGCACCUGCAAGGCGGUUCUCACCCAAAAGCUGAAGAACCUGGAGCUUCAGAGCUCCCUGGCAGGAGAGCCAGGCCUCAGCUGCCACAAACGGCUGGCCCUGGACCCUUCCUGCCUGCUGACUCCGCCCAACACACCCCAAGGCCAGGAGCAGGCUGAGCUGGAAGUUGACGCACAGGAGGGCGCUGUCCGGCACGCCUUGACUGUCAGCCAGAACUCUGCGGGACGUGAGGGGAAAGGUGAGAGUUUGCCACCAGAAUCCAUUGAGGAGAGGAAUGGGAGUGAGGAAGAUGAGGAGGAAGAGGUGUUUGCUGUGGAGCUGCAGAGGGGACCCCAUGGACUAGGCAUGGCCCUGGUGGAUGGAAUGAAAACGCCGCUGAAAAUGAGCGGGAUUUACAUAAAGUCAGUGGUGCCGGACUCGCCUGCUGCCUUGUGCCAGAAGCUGAGCCUGGGGGACCGGAUUUUGGCUGUGAACGGUGUUAGCCUGGUGGGGAUGGACUACUACACUGGUAGGGAGCUCAUCCAGACUUCAGGGGGCAGUCUUCGGUUGUUGGUGGCUAAAUCAGAAUCGACUGGCAGGAGCUCAUUUACAUAAAUCCUGAGUGAACGGCAGCGAGUCUGAACUGCAGCUGCCUGCUCAGAACCAGCAAGUGCAGGAGGGGCGGUGCAUGGCACCACAUGAACUUGGCAUAUAUGAUACUUGGUGAUUUGCCAAGACUGUUGCAACUCAUUGAAGCACUUCUGUGCCAUAAGUCCUGAAAUUAGAGGACGUGCCCAUAUUAUUUCAACAAUUUUGAACCUUAAGAUAAAAAAAGGACAAGGUGGACACUUUUUGUGUUGCUGCCGUUUUCUGUUCUACUCGGAGCCAGUGACCUCUGAGGUACAGUUCUAAAGGCACUCUGGCAUGUUUUCUCUGAUGAUCAGCAUUCUGCAUUAGCAUUUUGCAGUUUUCAAAAAAAACUUUUGAUAUGCCUGUGGCUGCCAAAAAGUUGUGUGCCAAUUUGAUUUAUAUGGAUUAUCACUGGUAAUUAUUAUAAGACAUUAGUUAUGAUUAAAGAUUCAACCGUACAUAUAUGCCUACUAUAUGACUACAGCAAUGCCGCCAACACUCACCUGGAGCCGAUGGUGCCUGACUCACUCUGCUUACUGUACAUUCCCUACAAUCGAAAGAAACUGAACCCGAAAACAAUCCACGUUUGCUACAGCAUCAAGAAACGACUUAAGAAAUGCCCCUACAUCUUCUAUUUUAUGCUGCUAUUUCUACUUCAGAUUUUGUCUGACUUUUUCAGGAGAGGAAUGGGAAAUAAUCUGAAUCGGCCUAAGAGCCUCCUCAGUGCUUUGGUCUACCAGUUGCCAAGGUCUUGCAAAUUUGGUAUGUCAGUCUGGACUGCACAGCCUACUUUUUAAAACAUUGUUUAACAUAACUACAAUAUGCAAGUAUAUACAACAUGCAUUAUCUUUACUGUGUAAACAAUAUCAAAUAUAUUGUCUAUCCUUAUUUAAUAGGGAGGGUGCAUUAGGAAUUUAUAUCAGUGUAUUGGAGCAGAAUAUUAUGAAAUUACCAUUAAGGUUUGAGUAAGACCUUUACAAUAUUUCAUACUUACACAUUGACUUGGAGAGUCUUCUGUCAUAUAAAAACAGUGUACUAAAUCCAUGCUGUAUAUUUCCCCAUUUCCACAAUUCUUUCAACCUUACUGAUUUAAUCAAACCCAAAGCCAGGUUUUAUGCAUAGAAACAUGGCUCUCUGUUGUUACCAGUAAAACAGUGUUAUAUAAUCAAUUUAAAUGAAGGAAAAUGUGAUUUUUGUCACGGUUAUAUUUGUAUGUGUAUCAGAAGUACGUAUGUCAUAAAAGCAUUUCCUUUUUGAAGUUAACAGAAGAACAUGAUAACCUGAAUAAUAAUCCUCUGCAAUAAAAUUGAUGUUUUAAUAUUUA
This is a messenger RNA of Anguilla anguilla (European eel), 5754 nucleotides long. It is a transcript of the gene radil2b, whose product is annotated as ras-associating and dilute domain-containing protein. Gene Ontology annotation, biological process: neural crest cell migration; signal transduction; substrate adhesion-dependent cell spreading. Gene Ontology annotation, molecular function: GTPase binding. The transcript has 16 exons. Lineage: Eukaryota; Metazoa; Chordata; Actinopteri; Anguilliformes; Anguillidae. The coding region runs from base 876 to 4415 and encodes 1179 amino acids. The record is from RefSeq and is a predicted model, not a curated record. Gene Ontology annotation, cellular component: microtubule.